Dunckerocampus dactyliophorus (ringed pipefish) is the source of this 2088-nucleotide messenger RNA. Its product is annotated as nicotinamide riboside kinase 2-like. NCBI's taxonomy places the organism in Eukaryota, Metazoa, Chordata, Actinopteri, Syngnathiformes, Syngnathidae. Bases 1075 to 1503 code for a protein of 142 amino acids. Gene Ontology annotation, cellular component: cytoplasm. The record is from RefSeq and is a predicted model, not a curated record. The transcript is spliced from 6 exons.
GGCAGUGGUUGCUAAAUUAGCCUACCUGCUAAUUUAGGCUAAUCCCCAGCCAGAAAAGGGGACAGAAAUGAAAUAAAUCACUACCUGACAAUUAUAAUAUUACAAUUGGCAGUGGGGUUUUGGACAAGAUAUGGCAUUAUUUAAGUUAUAGUUUGACAAUAAGGUGGCUUGACCUGUGUGUCCUGACAAGGAAAAACAUUACCUUUUUUACCAUAUAGCCUUACCUAUGUUACUCCCCCUUCUAAAAUUUAGCCUAAAGCACAGUUCACUUUCUUGACAAAUACUCUUGAUAAGAUGAGAUAAGAUAGUAGUAUUUUUAUUCUUAUUAAAAAUUGCACAGCCCACUUAGCGCAGCUUUGUUUAAGCUGCAAGGGAUCCGAUACGAGACUUUUACGACUCUUAGAGUGGCUGUCAGUCACAUGGUGUGACAUCACAGAUAUGCAUGACGCUGCAGGCGCAUGCAGAAGUGUACUAAAUAUAGCGACCUGCAAAUGCACUAAAAGAACAUCCACAUUUCCACUGGAAUCACAGCUACUUUUAAAUCCCCCCAUCGUCUUUUAAGCUUCACUUCCUCAAAUGCGGGUAUGUGUCAUAGCAAAGUUUGCUCUCAGAAGUGCGCUCGCUCGCUGUGACAUUCCCCUUCGUUUUACCCCGUUGCCCCCUGCCAGGUGGAACAUUACGCCCCUCCUUGACUCCGCCCCGCAGUGUUGUAACUGGCGCUUGAGAUGAUGACACUGCAGCAUGACGGCUUUAUAUAUCCUGCAGUCAGAUUGUCUAUCAAUGAAGUAGUAAAAGGGGGGCUGAGGAGAGCGUGUUAGCAGGGGUUCCCUUCUUUUACUUACUGAAUUCCACAAAGGCGACCAACAUGAAAAUUAUCAUCGGCAUUGGAGGGUGAGUAGACUGGACUUUAGAGUCUUUAUGAGUCACAUUUUUACGAGUAAAAGUCAUAUUUGUGUGUAAUUGCAGCGUGACCAACGGUGGCAAGACCACUCUGACCAACCAACUGCUCAGGACGCUGCCCAACUGCUGUGUGGUGCAUCAGGACGACUUCUUCAAGUCAUCACGGCCCUGGACAUGGAGGCCAUGGCCAACACGGUGAGAGGCUGGCAGGAGAACCCAGUCAAGUUUGCUCGCUCCCACGGAGUCUGCCUGUCACCUGACACCCAGGAAUGCGACUCUGAGAAGGAGAAGGGGAUCCAUAUCCUCCUGGUGGAGGGCUUCCUCAUCUACAACUACAAGCCCCUCCUUGACAUCUACGACAGAUGCUUCUACAUCUCGCUUCCUUAUGACGAGUGCAAGAGGAGGAGAAGUACCAGGACCUACACCGUCCCCGAUCCGCCCGGCCUCUUUGACGGCCACGUGUGGCCCAUGUACCUCAAGCACCGCAAAGAAAUGGAGAGCCAUUGUGACAAAAUAGAAUACCUCGAUGGAAUGACCUCAAAAGACGACAUCUACGUCCACGUGUUCCAGAGCAUACAGAACGCCCUCCUCAACAACUCAUAGCAGGAUGACCACCCGCUGGGAGGAUUUUGUGUAUAGAUCUGUAAAUAAACCUGAUAAUUGAUGAAAUGUGCAACAACGGAUUCUGUAGUUCUGGACUUGUAGGAUUUGUAAAUAGUCGUCCAUGUUGACCACAAUCAGUAUUGUUUUCUAUCUUCCUGUGUAACGAUUUUCGUUGUAUUUUUGUGGUCUAAGAGAUAAACCGCCUGUGCUUUAGCGCAGGUUGAACAGACGUAAAAGUUGAGAAAGUGAAAGCAAGUAAAAGAUGGCAUAAACAAACGCAAGACUCCAUCUGUUUCCUCUUGUUCUUGCACUCACAGGCUAAAGGUCACCUUCUACGAGGAGGACUAGCGGCGCCUUAUCAUAAACCACAAUAAAUGAAGCGGUGCCAUCAUAUAAAACAUGACAAGCAUUUCCCGUCAAAGCUCAUCUAUGAACUUCACCACUUUUUUAUGUGUUAGCGUAGUUCUAAAGGAAGAGACAUCUGCAUCUCUUCAGGGUCAUUUGGUCAGUCACUAGGAGGAGUUUGUCAAAAUACGACCCCUGAUUUUUGCUCCAAAAUCACUGUUCCAAACCAAAAUAGUGCCA